Molecule: messenger RNA, 2221 nt
Organism: Grus americana (Whooping crane)
Lineage: Eukaryota; Metazoa; Chordata; Aves; Gruiformes; Gruidae
Gene: NUDT19
Product: nudix hydrolase 19
Exons: 3
Coding region: 1-1137 (378 amino acids)
Cellular component (GO): mitochondrion
Molecular function (GO): hydrolase activity, acting on acid anhydrides, in phosphorus-containing anhydrides
Source: RefSeq, a predicted model, not a curated record
AUGAACUCGCAGCUGCGGCACUGGAAAGAAGCGGCGACGCUGCUGCUGGCGGCGGGCACGCCGGCGCGGUUGCCGCGCUCCCCGCUCGGCCCCUUUGAUUAUGAGCUGCUGCUGCUCCAGCGGAGCUCCCGCAGUGGCUUCAUGCCCAGCGCCCACGUCUUCCCGGGGGGCCUGGUGGAGGCGGCGGAUUUUUCCGCCGACUGGCUGGGGCUGCUGCCCGCCGCGCCUCAGUGCGGGCUCGGCCUCGUGAAGCCGCCGCCUCUCGGCAGCAGCCGGGCCCCGCUCUUCGCUACCGACCGGGAGCGGCUGGGCUCGCCGCUGCCGGGGGAAGUCGCCUUCCGCAUCUGCGCUAUCAGGGAAACUUUCGAGGAGGCGGGAAUCUUGCUGCUGGUGCCGGGGCGCGGGCCGGCGGCAGGCAGCGGCCCGGCCCCCCCGCUGUCAGCGGAGCGCUUGCCCCCCGCCGCAGAGCUGAGCGAGUGGCGGUGCCGGGUGCAGGAGGACCCGGCCUGCUUCUUGCAGCUGUGCCGGCACCUGGACUGCGUCCCCAAUAUUUGGGCGCUGCAGGAGUGGAGCAACUGGCUGACCCCCGUGGGGAGGGCUGGUCGCGGCGGCCGACGCUACGACACGGCUUUCUACCUGUGCUGCCUGGAGAAGCGGCCGCCCCACACCUCGCAGGACGACCAAGAGGUGACAGCCUUCCUGUGGUCAUCACCUCCUGAAGCCAUUGAAUGCUUUAAAUCUGAAGAAAUAUGGUUUCCUCCACCUCAGUUCUAUGAAUUGUGUAGGCUGUGCAACUUCUCAUCACUCCAUGAGUUACACAAGUUCAGCUCUGAUCGAGCUCUAGAGGGAUGUGAACGUUGGAUGCCUGUGAUGUUAACUGCUUCAGAUGGCUACAUUCAGCUAUUGCCAGGAGAUGAGUUAUAUCCAGAAGAUCCAGAUUAUACAGGAGAAAAGAAAAUAAUCAUGUCAACAGAUAAGAGGGUUGAAGAUCUCAUGAAAGAGGGUAGUAUAUUUCACAGGAUAGUAAUAAAAACCAUCAACAAUCUUGCUGUCUAUGUUAAUAUUCAAGCAAAAUAUAAACAUAUGAAUCCAUUGAUGAUAAACUCUGAUUGUUCAGAUUUCAAUAGCAGAUUAUAAUAUCCAAUUAGUUUAAAGCCAGGCUAUUUUUAAUUACAUAUAUAUUCACUGUGAGUUUGGUCCUUUCUAACCAUUGCAAAAUAGUCAGGAAAAUAUUCCUUUGUCUUGCCAAAGCAUUUUCUGUGUGUGGUUUGAGAGUUAUACAUACCUAAUUCUUUAAGCCUUUCAAACAAAAGUUAUGCCAGUUACAAUGUUUAGAGGCUACUGAAAAUUUAACAUAACCAUCAACUUAAUUUUUAACUUAAAUGUGAUUUGAUGGUAAUUAUACCAAGCCAUUACCACCUUGUUCUGCUUACAUACUAAUUGCAGAAUAUACUGCAACACUGGUCUGUGGGUCACACAGGUCCUUUCCUCACUGAAAACUGAAGUAUAUAUUAUGCUAAGUAUACAUUAGGUUCAGAAAAAGUAUGUUUCGAGUUGAAGAAUUCUUUUACUAUGCUUCCGAAAGUUACCCAUUAGACAACUGUAACAUGUGUCUAGGAAUGAAUGAAAUCUCCCAUUGCAUACCUGCUGACAUCUCCCAGUCUAUUCUCUUUCAUUUUGGGGAAAAUAAGUAUAUAUACAUUUAUUAGCUAAAAUUAACUUUUAAAAAAAUUAUUAUGAAGUUAAUGAUUCUAUGUGAUAUACCUAAAUUCUUUCUACUAAUGGUAAUCUAUUCAAUACUUUACAAUUUUCAAAGGUAGAGAUAAUUUAGACAAACCAAGUCAUCUAUCAGAUUGAGUGCAUUCUCAGCUUUCUUUUUAUUCAAGGUAAUUUUUAUCUUCAAGUUGUUAGCAAUUUAGAAAAUAGAAAUGUUAUUUAGCUCCAAAGAGAUACCAACAACUUUGGGGAAUAACAUACUACCUUGGAAAUACCCACUUCCAUAUUUCAACAUCCCAUAUUUUGCUUCUCAGCUACUUUACUAAAUAUCUGAGAUUCAAGAACUUCAGAGGAAAGACUGCUGCUUGCUUUUUUAUUUUGGAUUUUUGGUUGGUUGGUUUUGUCUUUCUUGUGGAAUAAGUGGAACAGUGAUAUAAGUUGUUCUUUAUCUGGAAAAAGAAUGAAUGAUGACUUGAGAUUAGCCAGUAAAGUUGUUCAGAAAACU